AUGUCUGCUCCCCAAGGAAACUCCGAUGGGUAUCCAAGUGCACCACCCCCUGAAGUGGUUGGGCAACCAUACCAACCCCAGAUGGGCACCAAGUCACAGGCCGCCUUUGUGCAGCCUCCUGCGGCUAUUGUCUACAUGCCGACCUUCGGGGAUGACCCCGUUAGACUUACCUGCCCUUCCUGUCGGUGCGAUGUCAUCACUAACGUCAAACACAACAUCUCUUGUGGUAAGAAAGUGGUCUAG
This is a messenger RNA of Perkinsus marinus ATCC 50983, 243 nucleotides long. RefSeq lists its product as hypothetical. Bases 1 to 243 code for a protein of 80 amino acids. The record is from RefSeq and is a predicted model, not a curated record. NCBI's taxonomy places the organism in Eukaryota, Perkinsozoa, Perkinsida, Perkinsidae. The transcript has a single exon.